Molecule: messenger RNA, 1361 nt
Organism: Amphimedon queenslandica
Lineage: Eukaryota; Metazoa; Porifera; Demospongiae; Haplosclerida; Niphatidae
Exons: 2
Coding region: 195-1235 (346 amino acids)
Source: RefSeq, a predicted model, not a curated record
GGAGCCUUCUUUUGAAAUCGCUGACAAAGAAAUCAUUAAUUGCAUUUGUGAUGGUGAUCAUAUUAAUGUGAAUGCAGAACAAACAUACACAAAUGCCAUACAAGCACUGUAGCACAUCAUAAUAUGAUUUUCCUGUUAAAAGCGAUUUGGCAUUAGUGUCUUAACUCCAUAAUUGGCAAAGGACAAGACUCAGAAUGGCUGCAAAGAAAGCUGCUACAGUAACCUCAAUCCUAAUUCUACUGACAGCUUUUAAUAUUCCUGAAGGAUUAGGAUCUUAUUGCAUGGCUACUGACUGUACUAAUACUGGAUAUCAUCAAAACAAUGGACUGUCCCUCUAUCUUAGUGUCUGCUGUGCUAUAAGUAACUUGGGACAGACUGUUACUAUCAGGGACAAUGGCAUUUCAAAGUACAUCCUCUGUCCUAAAUUAAGACCAAAGUCUUGCCCAGAACUGAUGUCUUGCCAGGAGAUUCUUGAAGCUAAUUCUGAAGCAGCAUCUGGUGAGUAUUCUAUUGCUCAUCUAAACAGCACUGUAUACACUGCCUAUUGUAAAAUGGACAUCACUGACUGUGGAGAAGGAGGAUGGACAAGAAUAGCUUACAUCAACAUGACUGAACCUGGAGCUUCAUGUCCUGAUGGAUUAGUCACUAAAGACUAUAAUAACAUUGAUCACAGUGUCUGUGGAAUCAAUCUCGGUGGAGCAGGAUGCCUAUCAGCAUUCUUCUCUACUAAUGGUUUGAACUAUUCUAAAGUGUGUGGACAAAUCAGAGGAUAUCAGUAUCACUCACCAGAUGCAUUUCAAGGAUCUUUGUCAGUUGGUCUCGAUAGCUAUUAUGUGAGUGGAUAUUCUAUUACUCAAGGAGACAAUCCUCGUCAACACAUAUGGUCAUAUGCUGGCGGUGUUUAUCAGAAUGAUAUUACUCAAUACGACUGUCCAUGCAAUACAGAUUUCACUCUUAAUCUCCCGCCAUCCUUUGUUAGCAAUGAUUACUAUUGUGAAGCAGGGCUACCAGUAGGACAGGCAUACUCUGCUCUUCUUUAUCCUAAUGAUCCAUUGUGGGAUGGUAAACAGUGUCUUGGAUUAGAAGGCCCUUGUUGUACUAAUCCUAAAAUGCCUUGGUUUAAUAAAGCAAUAGAAGGAGCUGGUAGCAGCUACAUUGAGGUGAGGUCGUGUACCAGAUUUGGAUCUGCAGGUGGAGAUACUCCACUGGAUAUACUGGAGUUGUAUGUCAAAUAGUCAUGGGACGUAUUGAACUAUUUUUAUGUCAUUGUGAUUGCUAUAUAGCCUGUUCAUUUUGUUAUUCCCUAUUCAUUAUUAGUAUUUUAAUGAUGCUUUUAUUAAAUAUUUUAUGGAAAAUAUGCA